Molecule: messenger RNA, 3258 nt
Organism: Biomphalaria glabrata
Lineage: Eukaryota; Metazoa; Mollusca; Gastropoda; Planorbidae
Product: bone morphogenetic protein 2-like
Exons: 5
Coding region: 1702-3213 (503 amino acids)
Biological process (GO): BMP signaling pathway; SMAD protein signal transduction
Cellular component (GO): extracellular region
Molecular function (GO): growth factor activity; cytokine activity
Source: RefSeq, a predicted model, not a curated record
CAAGAGCGUUGCUGUCUCGACUACAGACCAUCGAGUCUGUUCUCAGCGCUUUAAGCGCCCCGUGUCUCUCUGUUCUCCAACUAGUGUGUCGCUCUUGUGAUCAAUAAUAGAACAAUACCAUGAUCGAUCUUUAUAGCUGGCAUUAACAAAUAAUUUUGUAUUCAUCCGCGUAGGACACUUUUGUAUUACGCUCGUGCUGGUAUACUGUAUAAGAAAUUUAAAUAUAAACAAAUACUAUCAGUUUUAUGUAAUAAACUUAAAUGAUGUCAAUAUUUGUAGUAGACCUUCUUUGUGAUAGAUAGUGAAAUUUGUGUGCAAAUAGUUUGUUGAAGUUAGACAAUCCAUCUUGUAAAUUUGUGAUUUUGAUUUCGGGAAAUCGCAAGAAAAGUGGAUUCAAGCUAAAUCUAGAGAUACAAACCCGAGGUGCAGUGUGUGUUUGUUCAGUUUUGAACCAGUGAUUCUGAGUUUGGAUCCCUAGUCCUUUCGGACGUAAUGCCGGACAUUACUUGCUGAUUGGAUAAAGUGUGUUCUCGUGUCGGACUAAUUAGUGGCUGUGUUUGAUGGUGUUCGGGGAACUGAUUAGAUUUCCUCGUCGACUGAAGCAUUGUCUACUUUUCAAAGUUUCUUCGUCCAGAUUCGACUCUAGAUCUAUGUGACCGUUGUCUACAAAAAGCGUCCGCAGGAUAUACGCUGUGAUGAGAUGGUCAUGAGUCAUGGUGAACACGUGACGAAUAUGGCGGCCUUCGAUCGUCUGCGCGUAUUUCGAUGGCGGACAUACGUUUAGAUAUUGAAACAAAGCAACAUUGUAUUGGCAAAUUUAAUCAAAGGCAUCAAAAAACAACUACAAGUAACAAGAACAGAACAACACACAAACGAUCUAGAUCUAGGUGAUAAACAUGAAACGUGGGAUACGAUAAUUCUGCUACAUUUCCCGACUUGUAAGUCCAGCAAAAUGACGUAAUAAAAUGGAAAUAAGAUACUCCGAUUAUCAUGAGUAUCACCCACUAUCUUGUACAUCUUAUUCUAAGAGAUACAUGAAAUGUAAGCUUUCAACACGCAUGUCCUUGAGCGAGAUGACUUGAUGACGUCAUUCAGUUUGUCUUCUUCUUCUUUUUUUUUUUUAUUUCCGGUAUCUGUUGCAUCAAACAUGUAUUCGUUUGUUAAUCUCUAACCAGCAAGGGAAUUUUCUUUGACUUGAAAUCGGACUUUCAACAGACGUUGUACAAAAAUAAUCUCAAAGCCGAAACGGAGAUCAAGUGACAUGCAGACGAUAUCAUGGUUUUCAAAACUACUUCCACAAUACGGAAGAGGUUCCCAACUAUUUUUCCAUAUACAGAUUUAUUAUAAAGAAGUUUUAUGUUUUAGGUGAAAAUAACAAAUUAAAGAUGUUUCUGCUAAUCGGAAAUAUAAUUUAAUGAAAUAUUUUUUCCAUGAGAAGGAGUGGCACUAAUGAUUCUACCUCGAACCAAUUGGACUCCAGACACAGGAUAUAAAAUUGGAUUUUGUUUUUACCCUAACUGGAAGAUGUAUCAUAAGAUUGAUGCCAACUUUAUUUACCAGCAGAUACAAAAAUAAUUAAGUUAAAUGCUGGUGAUUUUCGCUUGAAGCAGCUUAUACGGAUUGGAUUUUUACGACUCUUUGUUUGGCAAGAGAAAGGGGGGCGAUGGUCCAUCUGACACCCCCGGACAUCUACAUGGGGCGAUGGUACUAAUCCAGCCCCACAGCGUUUCGUUGGGGAAUACAUGUAGAAGUGCCCAGGUCAGCAUGACUGGGGUGUCCUACGGAAACUACAGGAUCGUCCUUCUUGUGCUGAUGGUGUUGAACUACACCCUCACUACACUCCACGCCUCUGACUCACAGAACUCUUCAGCUUCCUCAACUUUGUCAUCCUCGAUACCGCCGCGGCUCACUUCCGCGACGCGCCCUCCGCAAAACCACACCACCUCUUCGCUGUUGGGGCCGACGUCCCCCGCCAAAGAGCCGCCCCCAGCCAACAGCAAUUCGAACACGAAACCGACUAAGCUGGCGGAACUGUCUCUAACGGAUAAAGACACACUGGGCAAGCUUGAGAAAAUCUUCCUGAAGAGAGCCGGCCUUCAGAAGAAGCCAACCAUCAGGCCGGAGUUUGCGGUGCCCGAGUACAUGUUGGAUCUCUACCGUACCCAGGCCACGACCGGCUACCUGCAGGUCAAGGGUAAUGGGCCUCUAUCUGCAAACACUGUGAGAAGUUUCGUCCAUAACGAUGAAGAAAAUGGACGAUGCAAGCCUCCCUUGUGUGCACAUAUUUCUUUUGAUGUCAAAUCAAUCCCCGAAAAUGAAAUUUUAACAGGGGCGGAGCUAAGACUUUACAUCAACACGGGGUCGAGCUUUAACGACCCUCUUCUUGACGCUGCAGCGGGGCGGCUGGUGACCAGAGAAAAGCACCACUCAGACAACGCCACUGUGCAUAGGUGUGAAAUUCACCAGAUCUUGCGCCCGGAAACGCCCGACAGCGAAGCCAUCACCAGGUUGCUGGACACCCACGUGAUCGACCUAACCAAGUCCAGAUGGCAAACUUUUGACAUUCUACCAGCGAUUUUAAAAUGGAAAAAUGGCGUGAACCACGGCCUUGAGGUUCGGCUAAGGUCAAGGGCGCCAGUUCUGACAACCGAGCACCACGUUCGGGUAAGGAGGGCAGCGAGCCUGCAGGACCUCGAGUGGGCCAUCACAAGGCCGGUCCUAGUGACAUACACGCAUGACAAAUCUAGUGCCCCUUCCACCUCAACGCCGUCUCCUAAAAAAACAAAACUCCGCCGUAACAAGCGAAACGCCAGCGGCGGCGCCUCGAAAAAAGACAAUGGUAGAAAAAACAAUAAAAAGCGCGGGAAAAAGAAACGGAAGAAGGUGAAAGGGAAAAAAAAUAUUUGCAAGAGGCACAGCCUCUACGUCAACUUCGACGAGGUGGGCUGGAACGACUGGAUCGUGGCACCCAACGGGUACAACGCUUACUUCUGCCACGGGGAGUGCAUGGCGCCCUUGCCGGACUUUGCCAAAGCCACCAACCACGCCAUGCUGCAGGCGCGCGUGUACAAGGUGAACCCAAACUCGGUGCCCAUGGUGUGUUGCGUCCCGAUCAAGAUGUCGCCCAUGUCCAUGCUCUACAGGGACGAGCAAGGAAAGACGAUCCUCAAGGUCUACCAGGACAUGUCCGUUGACGAAUGCGGAUGUAAGUAGAACAGGAAGAAGGCGCCAAGACACGGCACCAAAAAAAUAAUAAAA